AUGAAUUUUCUCAGCUACUGCUAAGGUCCAGCUUUGCACCGUACACCGGCAAAUCCUCAGCCAACCUUAUCCCGCCUAUCUAUAGUUCCUCUUGCUCCACAAGCUCCUCCACUUCCAUGCCAUCAGUCAACGCUUCCUUCCCGUGCAGUUCGUUGCAAUCCCAAUGGCACUCGCGCUGCAAUCUCCCCAUCACACGGGGCCACUGCUUUAUGGGCAGCAGCUCUAGCAGUACCCAUGGUUACGGCAUCAGCAAAGCAACAACCACUUCUUCCACUGCUAUAAGCAACAGCAUGAACAACAGCAACAGCAGCAACAGCAGCUAUCAUAACAGUACUGUAAAAAGUAGUAAACACAGCGCAGCAACCCACGCCACACGUUUCCACGAAACGCUUUUCCGUGUACCUCUGGUGAAAAUUCAAGGUUCUUCCUUACUUAAACCAAAUUGUUUUGUGUUUCAGUAGAUUCUAGUGUACGUUUUACUCGGUGUAUAAGUGUUUUAUCCUGAUAUCCUGGCCAGCAGCAGCAACAGCAACAGCACCACCAACAGCAGCGGUAGUAGCAGCUGUUACUCCCAAGUACGGAAAGGAUAUUUAAAUCUUUGUUGUCUCUCCCGGGCGUCAGAGAUCCCUGGAUAAACGAUUGUUGUUGUGCGCAAGAGAUACAAUAUUUUAAGUCCCUUCCCUAGCCUCUAGUUUAGCUAAUUAUAACAAACGCGUCUGAUAGUCUACGACCUGCGUCUGCGGCGCUACCAACAUAUUGAUAGGUGUCCGUCAGGUGUUGAAUAGUUUCGGUUGAACAAAAUAGAUAAAUGAAAUGCAUUUAAAAAUCAAAUUUGUUACCAGUGAUGUAUGGGACUGUGAUCCCGGUGUUGACUUAGCAGACAUAACGCUAGAACUGGGCGAGAUCGAUUAUGGCAGACAGCUAGAUCACCGAUUCGAGCAUGCACCAGUUCAUCUUACCAAGCGCUUUCUCAGCGGUUUGCCAGCAGUGGAACCGCUGCCGUCUAAUUCUCACCGUACUUCUCCGCCUGUUAGCGUUGGCGAUGAUCGUACAUUAUCACCACUCUCGCGCCCAUUCCCAAAUCCUAAGGCAAACCAACACGUGCACACAUUCCCCCGUAUGACUCCACGGUUGCAUGCCCUGGAGGAUGACGAUGACUCAAACCGUACGCCAAAGCAUAAGUUUUUUCGCAACUAUAGUUUCGAUUUUCUUAAGCAAAAGCAACUGAAAGCGAAAAUUGCAUCGGCAGUGGAAAAGAAACACAUCUUUUCCAUUGUUGGCCACUACCCGGCGCUGCGGAAGGCACUCAAAACGCGCCACUGGCUUGAGAAGCAAACGUUCCGGAGUGUCCUGCUGCGUGAGCUGUCGCACCACGCACUGUUGCAAAAAGCAUCCAACGGCAACGAGUACGAAGAAGCGCUUGUGUCCAAGUACCUGAAGUCCUACCUGCCGUACUUCAUCUGGCAGCAUCGGAAUAUGCGUGAUUGCAAACAGGAUCGAUUCUAUGCGCCAUAUCGCAGUCGGAUUCACUACGAGCGACCGUAUGAUUUUGCUGUGAAGGAGAACUUAAUCCGGUUGAUCAACGCCUCCCAUUGGCACCAGGAGGAAGGUUUUGCUGAGCUGGACUAUCCGCGCACCUAUCUGCUCGAUACGGAAGAUAUCAUUACCAAGUUCCAGGAGGAUUAUCAGCUUACGAUUGUGAGCAGCUUUCUGUACCACAUGUCCAAACAUUUGGAAUAUUCGUUCGAUGAUGAAGGCACGCUGCCCACGGAUGUGCUGACGAUAGCGAUGAAGUAUCUGCGCUACUAUCUUGGCUGCGCGCAGCACGAGGAUAUCGAUCACGAAGAGUUCUGUGAACCGUUGCUAACACCCGAAAAUCGGCACGAGAUGGAGCAGAUACUGGCUGGCGAGGCACAGUUCGGCAGUAUCCCGGGAUAUGAGGUGUUAUCGUUGGUGGCACAGGUGAAAAAGCUGGUGCACGAGGCGGCAAAGAUUUUCCCGGACAUGAAAAUCGAUGGCAUACGGAACAUGUGGAUACUGAAGCCAGGCAAUCGGUGCAGGGGACUAGGUAUAAUGAUCUUCAACGAUGAUCGUAAGCUGUUGGAGCAUGUGGACAGCAACCCGGAUGUGAAGUACGUGGCACAGAAAUAUAUCGAACGUCCGUUGUUGAUACACUGCACCAAGUUCGACAUUCGUCAGUACUUUCUCAUCACCUACACGAACAAUGUGCUUAAGGUGUGGAUGUACAAGAACUGCUAUUUGCGAUUUAGCUCACGACAGUUCAAUCUAGACGACUUCAGCGAGUCAAUCCAUCUGACGAACUAUUCCAUCCAAAAGAACUACGCCAAAGAGGUCCGCGAAGGAGCCGACGCUCUGCCCGCCAGUAACAUGUGGUCGCUCAAGCGCUUUCAGGAGCAUCUGCAGUCGUUAGACAAGGGUUUCUACUGGGAACGUAAGAUAUAUCCGGACAUGAAGAAGAACAUCCUCGCAAUUGUCUGUGCCAGCCUCGAUGGGAUGAAGAUGGAGCGUAAUAUGUUUGAGUUGUACGGGGCAGAUUUCAUGGUGACGGAAAAUUUUCGCACAAUGCUCAUCGAGAUCAACACCAGCCCAGAUCUUUCAUCCUCGACGGAUGUAACGUCUAUCAUUUGUCCUGCCGUGCAGGAAGAUCUUGUAAAAGUUGUAAUUGACAAUACGAAGGACAAACGAGCAGGCACAGGUCAAUUCGAAUUGAUACAUUCACUCGAGAUACCGCGCGUGGCGCCUUACGGUUAUGGCUUAACCGUUGAUGGACGGUCGAUGCAGUCGAAACAUCGCUCUAAAAGCCCAUUAUCACCGAUAAACUCAUCUACAGGUCCGACCGUCUCCUCUACCGCUACAUCAACACCGAAAAGAGUAUCGGCAACAUCAGCAGCAGCAGCAGCAGCCACAACAACAAUAUCGACCGUGAUUAAUACCGGAAGUACGAAAUAUACACGCUACAAUGCCAGUAGCUCGGAAUCCUCGAGCAGGGGAAGUAAAACAUCGCUCACGAGCGUUAUUUUGGAUCGACCGCGUACGACGCUGAAGUGAGCGAACGCGCGUGCCUUUUGUGCUGCCAGGAUGGGCCCCCAACUGUUCCCAUCUUCUUUUUUUUCUUUAUAGCAAAAUAGUUAAUCAAGCCGAAACCAACCAAAAACUGUAUACUUUCGUAUGACAUAGCUAUAUUUCUAAAUACAUUUUAUGUCGUUAUCAAAGGUUAA
Anopheles funestus (African malaria mosquito) is the source of this 3239-nucleotide messenger RNA. RefSeq names its product tubulin glycylase 3B (gene TTLL3B). Lineage: Eukaryota; Metazoa; Arthropoda; Insecta; Diptera; Culicidae. Gene Ontology annotation, molecular function: protein-glycine ligase activity, initiating. Gene Ontology annotation, cellular component: cilium. Bases 814 to 3069 code for a protein of 751 amino acids. Gene Ontology annotation, biological process: cilium assembly; protein polyglycylation; cilium movement. The record is from RefSeq and is a predicted model, not a curated record. The transcript has 3 exons.